Melitaea cinxia (Glanville fritillary) is the source of this 1953-nucleotide messenger RNA. It is a transcript of the gene rdx, whose product is annotated as speckle-type POZ protein. Gene Ontology annotation, biological process: regulation of proteolysis; proteasome-mediated ubiquitin-dependent protein catabolic process. The transcript has 8 exons. Gene Ontology annotation, molecular function: ubiquitin protein ligase binding. NCBI's taxonomy places the organism in Eukaryota, Metazoa, Arthropoda, Insecta, Lepidoptera, Nymphalidae. Gene Ontology annotation, cellular component: nucleus; cytoplasm. The coding region runs from base 79 to 1353 and encodes 424 amino acids. The record is from RefSeq and is a predicted model, not a curated record.
UAUUCUAAUUUCUUCCUGGUGAUUUGUGUUGACGAAGUGGUGCCAUUAUUCUGGAAAGUUGGAUUUUACGAUCAAAUUAUGGCCUUAGCGAGGUAUCAACAACAAUCCGCGCGAGCCACUCGAAUGAAGCUCGGGUCGGGCAGCGAGUGUGGCGGUGGGGGGUCGGGCGGCGGCGCGCCCGCUCCACAGUCGGCGCGCGUGUCCUCCAACGGCGCCGGCGGGAUGGCGGUAAGCCGCGUGCCCAGCCCGUUGCAUGACGGGAAUACGCCCGUCGCAGAAAACUGGUGUUUCACACAGGUCAAAGUGGUGAAGUUUAGUUACAUGUGGACAAUAAAUAAUUUUAGUUUUUGUAGAGAAGAGAUGGGUGAAGUGUUAAAAUCAUCGACAUUCUCAGCUGGUGCUAGUGAUAAAUUAAAGUGGUGUCUUCGCGUUAAUCCAAAAGGACUCGAUGAAGAGAGCAAAGACUAUUUAUCGUUAUAUUUAUUAUUAGUGUCGUGUAAUAAAUCAGAAGUUCGGGCAAAGUUUAAAUUUUCAAUAUUAAACGCGAAAAGAGAAGAAACGAAAGCUAUGGAAUCACAACGCGCGUACAGAUUCGUCCAAGGCAAAGACUGGGGAUUCAAAAAAUUCAUAAGAAGAGACUUCCUAUUGGAUGAAGCGAAUGGCCUUCUACCAGAAGACAAACUGACGAUAUUCUGCGAGGUGUCAGUUGUCGCAGAUAGCAUUAAUAUUAGCGGGCAAAGCAACGUCGUUCAGUUUAAAGUACCAGAGUGUCGGUUGUCAGAUGACUUGGGUGCACUCUUUGACAACGAGAGGUUUUCUGAUGUCACGUUAGCGGUGGGAGGAAGGGAGUUUCAGGCGCACAAAGCUAUUUUAGCAGCGCGGAGUCCUGUAUUCGCGGCAAUGUUUGAACAUGAAAUGGAAGAGAGGAAAAGAAAUCGCGUAGACAUUACAGACGUUGAUCACGAAGUUCUACGAGAGAUGUUAAGAUUCAUUUACACGGAUCGCGCGCCAAACCUCGACAAAAUGGCUGACGAUUUAUUAGCUGCAGCAGACAAGUACGCGUUGGACAGACUAAAAGUGAUGUGCGAGGAAGCGUUGUGCCUGAGCUUGUCAGUAGAAACGGCAGCCGAUACGCUGAUACUAGCCGAUUUACAUUCUGCAGACCAACUAAAAGCGCAGACCAUCGACUUUAUCAACACGAGUCACGCGACGGACGUGAUGGACACGGCGGGCUGGAAGAACAUGAUAUCGUCCCACCCGCACCUCAUCGCGGAGGCCUUCCGCGCGCUCGCCACGCAGCAGCAGCAGAUCCCGCCCAUCGGGCCGCCGCGCAAGCGCGUCAAACAGGCGUAGGCGCCGCACCCCGACCGCCUCAUACCAAAGAUCCGAUCACUUCCGACGCGUCUCGAGUCUCGACGAAGACGCAUCGUCCGUCUCUUUCUUUUGAUAUUGGAGUGAGAGAGAACGAACCACUGGAGCUGUUAUAGCAGUUAGCCCGCUCCGACUGCACCGUCUCGUUACGACUGUUACGUAAGACUUGUUGUUGACAUUGGGGAGGAUGCUUUACCCGUUUAUUAUUAAUGAUAGUGGAAUGAGAGAAAAUAUGCGACGGUGGCUCCGUACCUGCAAUGAGCCCGCUUCGUCUGGAAUUUGAACCGACUUCGCAUGCAUUACGACCAUUAUGACUCGUCGAUAUAGAGUUCUACGCGGAUCAAUCUCUUUGUGAAUGUAUGCGAGCGAAUUGUUAGGAUUACAGAUACGGCAUCACUGGGAUCCUUUAAAACAAUAGCAGAGUAAUAGCGGAGAUACCUGACAACCCAAGUUUACGCCCGCAGCGCUAAACCUUCACUAUACAGACUUAAUGAUAAAUUGUUGGUCGUAUUUUACCUCGAUUAAUGUAAAACGAUAAAAAGUACAUGGUGUGAAUAAAAUACAUGGCUUUCUCUAUUUUUA